AUGGCGAGAGAUGACUACGAAAGUAAAGACAAACACGAGAGCAGACGUCGAAGGGACAGCGAAAGCAGCCGGGCGACUAGCUCUCGUAAGAGAGGCAGUGACCGUAGCAGAGAUAAGAGGGAUAGUGUAUCCAGGCGAGAUGGUCGAGAAGUAAGUCGAGAGAGAGGGAAUGCAGAUGGAGAUAAGAAGAGACGGGGCGGGGACAGGGAUGAGGUUAAAGAUGAUCGAGAUGAUCGAGAUAAGGACAGGCGACAUAGGGAAAGAAGCAGGGGCAAUGAAAAGGAGGGGGAUGAUACAAGCAGGAGUAGGGACCAUACCAGAGGCAAAGAUAGAGAUAGAGAUAGAGAUACCAAUAGGGAGAAAUACAGGGAAAGCAGGUCGAAGCAUUCUAGCUCGCGUGUGAGAUCUAAGUCGAGGUCACGGUCACCUAUCAAGCGGAGUGAUGAUAGAAAAAGGUCAGUUAGUGGCGUAGAGAUGUCGGAAAGUGAGGCAGACGCGGGGCUCAACGGAGCACAAGUACAGUCGCGCAUACCUCUAUCUCUUGGAGAUCUGAUGAAAAAGAAAGAGGAGAAAGAGCAGCUAGCGAAGCCAGUGUUUCUCACCAAAGCGCAACGGGCCGAGAUUGCCCUCAAGAAACGGCAAGAGGAAGUGAAGGCACAGCGGGAGAAACAGGAAGAGCUCAAGCAAGCACACGUGGAUCUGUUAUCCAAGGCACGCGAGGAAUACUCGGAAGUCACGGGUAGACGGGGGGGGGGGACGACCGGUACGACAGGGACAGAUAUCGCUCGAGGGAUUACGGAAGGGAUCGAGAUAGAGAUACAGACAGAGGUAGGGAUAGAUACAGAGACAGGGAUAGGGAUGGGGAUGGGCGAUCGCACAGAAAAGAUAAGACUGACGGUGCUGGUACCAAAGGAACUCGAGGCUGAACAGAGGGCGAUCAAGGAGAGGUACAUAGGCGCGACCAAGCAGAAGCGCAGAGUCAGACGGAUGAAUGAGAAGAAGUUUACUUUCGACUGGGAUGACGCAGAUGAUACAGGCGCAGACCACAACUCACUGUACAGCGAUAGACACCAUGUCCAUGCCAUGUUUGGUCGGGGACACAUGGGUGGUAUUGAUGUAAGACAACAGCGCAAGGAAGCAGACGCCUUCUACUCAGACUUUCUGGGAAAGCGCCGCACGGACGACGAGAACUCGCGGGAAGUAGAGCGUGUGAAGGCUGCCGAGAACAAGGCGGCGAAGAUGAAGCACGACGAACGCCAUUGGUCACAGAAACCGUUGGCUCAAAUGGCCGAGAGAGACUGGCGUAUCUUCCGGGAGGAUUUCAACAUUUCUACACGUGGUGGUAAUAUCCCACAUCCAUGGCGGUCGUGGGAAGAAAGCCCUUUACCUGAUAACGUGAAGGAGGUUAUCGCUCAGAUUGGUUAUAAGGAACCUUCGCCGAUUCAACGCCAAGCUCUCCCCGUCGGACUUCAGAAUCGCGAUAUAGUUGGAAUCGCUGAAACCGGUUCUGGUAAGACUGCAGCAUUUUUGAUACCUAUGUUAACUUGGAUUACUAGUCUACCGCCGCGAGUGCAAAAUCCGAAUGACGCCUUCGAGUGUGCCCCGUAUGCUGUUAUUCUCGCGCCCACCCGAGAACUGGCGCAGCAGAUUGAGGAAGAGUGUGAGAAAUUCGCGAAGCCAUUAGGUAUCACUGCUGUAGCUAUCAUCGGAGGUGCGGAUAUGCAAAACCAGGGUAGCAUGCUCAAGGUUGGGGUUGACAUUGUCGUGGCCACCCCAGGUCGAUUGAAGGAUAUGCUGGAGAAUCGUUACCUGGUGUUGACCAAAUGUACUUAUGUAGUUAUGGACGAAGCAGACAGGAUGAUUGAUAUGGGUUUUGAAGCGGAGGUCCAAGCCAUUCUGGACUAUAUGCCGGUGACCAAUACGAAACCUGAAGACGAUGAAAAGUCAGACGGAUUGGAGGCGGAUUUCAAGAUGGGUACAGAAACCAAGUUCCGUCAGACGAUCAUGUUUUCCGCCACAAUGCCGCCGUCGGUCGAGCGGUUGUCGCGGAAGUAUUUACGUAAACCGGCGCACGUCAUUAUUGGAACGGCCGGCAAGGCUGUGGACCGGGUCGAGCAACGAGUAGAGAUGAUGAGUGACUCUAAAAAGCGAAAACGUAUCGCAGAAAUACUGCAGAGCGGAGACAUACCUACGCCCAUCAUUGUGUUUGUCAACCAAAAGAAAGGUUGCGAUAUGCUCGCGAAAGGGCUGGAUAAGAUGGGCUAUCGGUCGGUCACGCUACACGGUGGUAAGAACCAGGAGCAGCGUCAAUCGGCGUUGCAAGACUUUAAGGAUGGGCAUGCGGAUAUCUUGGUUGCUACAGAUGUCGCCGGUAGAGGAUUGGAUGUCAAGGACGUAGGUGGGGUGAUCAACUACGAUAUGGCGAAGAAUAUACAAGAUUAUACGCAUCGUAUCGGACGUACCGGUCGUGCAGGCAAGACGGGUAUCGCUAUCACAUUCUUGACCCCUGAGGACGGCAACACCUACUACGAUCUGAAGCAAAUGCUGAUCGCCUCAUCAGUGAGUACGUGUCCAUCGGCACUGUCCGCACAUGCCGAGGCUCAGCAUAAACCCGGAACUGUUCUGAAUAAACGCAAGAAGGAGGAAACUCUUCUAGUCAAGUAAAAUAGCACUUCUCCCGGCAGCACCGCGUCGGAAGCGUCCACAUUUCCAUAGUCUUCUAUUUGCCCAACUAGGAGGCUGUGUAAAAUAAACUAAAU
Sphaeroforma arctica JP610 is the source of this 2759-nucleotide messenger RNA. RefSeq lists its product as hypothetical. Gene Ontology annotation, molecular function: RNA binding; RNA helicase activity; ATP binding. The record is from RefSeq and is a predicted model, not a curated record. The coding region runs from base 1 to 2664 and encodes 887 amino acids. Lineage: Eukaryota; Ichthyosporea; Ichthyophonida. Gene Ontology annotation, biological process: mRNA splicing, via spliceosome. The transcript has 7 exons. Gene Ontology annotation, cellular component: catalytic step 2 spliceosome.